This is a messenger RNA of Drosophila takahashii, 1944 nucleotides long. NCBI's taxonomy places the organism in Eukaryota, Metazoa, Arthropoda, Insecta, Diptera, Drosophilidae. The record is from RefSeq and is a predicted model, not a curated record.
AUGGCGCCAAAACCUGAUGUCUGGAUGAUAUGUGGGCUUAUUUUCAUCGUGGCCUCGAUGUUGAACCCUGCUGAGUCCUCACCCACCCACGAUGAAAACCUGGUUUUCUACGAUCUCUCGAUGAAUGACAUAUUAAAUAUUGAGCGGAAUUACAAGGAAGAAAGAGACCAAAUAGAUAAGUAUGAAAAAACGGGCGGUGAGAAGCACAUACGUAUUCCGGCCUGUGUCGUGGAUGAAGAAAGCCAUUUGAGCUAUUUAUUUCGGAGGGACUAUAAAGACAUAGGGGAUGCUGCCAUCCAGCUAGCUCAGGACUACGAUAGUCUGCAAUUAUACAGUAGCCAAAACGGUAGUGGUAAAUUCCUGACUGAUUUGGCUUACAAACAGGGCAUAAGAUAUUCCACGAAUAAUAAGAUUAUGGGAUUCUAUUGGGAUUUCUACACUUUUGGACAUCCGAAUUUGAUUGAAAAACUGGCAAGAGCCAAUCAGCAAGCCACAAUAACCUGCAGAGCUUCGCAGUCGCCCCAGCAAUUCCUCUAUACGUUCUUCAUGCAAAGCGUUCUAUACCAAGCGAAGAAGUACGCCUUGGUGAAGUGGUCCUACAUGGUGCGAGCUAAGUCGGAAUGGAGUGAUCAUAUUUACUAUAAAAAAGACGCUGAAGAAAAUCAUGCUGAAAUUUUGGAUACCAUGGAGAAGGUUAUGAAGAAUCUUAUAGUCACAGCAGACCGCAAGGUUUGGCGCUGCGAUCCAAAGGACCACCAGCUGGGAGUAACCUACGAGAAAGUCACUCGCCUUCUGCAAGGAUACAUCGCCAAUGAGUUUGAUCUAAGCAAGGAACAAACAUGCGAACGCGAAUGCCCUGACUACAAAUUCUCGAGAGAUGAGGGUUACUCCGACAGUCCCUUUUCGUCCAGACACACCAGAUGCUCUGGUAACGUCUAUGACUGCCGUUUUGUGGAGUCCGAUAUGAAGGUGUGUGAGUCGGACUCCACCUCCGAUAGGCGAUACGAGUACAUCCAGUUCGAAAGCGGACUUGUCUACGGCCAGAAGGGCACUUCCCGCGCUGUUACCAAUGUGGAAAGCUGGCAUCGCUGGAUUUUCUACAGGUGCAGCUACUGCCUGUGCUUGUGCGAUGAUAUAAGCCCCAAUUCAGAUCGGUUCUUCAGCCUGAGACCAGUGGUAGCUGACGUGGAGCGCAACAGAGUCGUUACGGGGGUGCGAUUUGUAAAGCGCAAACGAGUUUUCCACCUGCAAAUCCAAGAAGGUGACCUCUUGCCACAAGGAGUCAUUAACCAGACCGAGUGGAAGCCCGUAGACUCAUUCGAUGUUUCCAGCAAGGAUGUGAAAAAGGACGUUGACUUUCACAUGCUAACCUAUGAAAAGCGUUCCAUCGAUCUGGACGAGGUGAAAGUGAAAAACAAAAGCGUGGUUACCGGUCUGCGUUUCCGAGUGGAUGGCACCCAUCUUAAUUUGGAGGUCCAAUUUACUGAAUUUAACUAUGAGAGCGGCCAGUUAAUUGAGCCGACUAAAAACAGCUUCUGGAAGUCAGGCGGCAGCGAUCAACCAAGGUAAAUUUUGAAAAUAUAUUGAUUCUAUAAUAUUUAUUCCUCAAUCUCCAUUUUUUCUAGGAAUAAAUUGCUCUUAAAGGAUCCAAACGUGUCUACACAAUCCAACUCUUCGCUUCCCCUUUCAAGCGACAACCAGUACAUUGAAUUUACCAAUACCGGAUUCAAAGAGGAUGCUGCUCAGAGCACAGUGCCCUUCAUCGAUAUCCAGGACGUAAUCUCGGACCCACCGGUACCUCUCUCGGGGAUCGGUAUAUACUAUAAGGGCAUCGAUGGCUAUGGUGGCUUCCUGGGCCCCAAACUGAUCACCUACGACUUCUCGCCCCACUUCAAAAUGCCCACAUGGGCGAUUCAGAAUUCGCCAGAGAAAAAAUCGACAUAA